This is a messenger RNA of Myotis brandtii (Brandt's bat), 3127 nucleotides long. RefSeq names its product protocadherin beta-18-like. The transcript is spliced from 2 exons. Bases 776 to 2860 code for a protein of 694 amino acids. The record is from RefSeq and is a predicted model, not a curated record. Lineage: Eukaryota; Metazoa; Chordata; Mammalia; Chiroptera; Vespertilionidae. Gene Ontology annotation, biological process: homophilic cell-cell adhesion. Gene Ontology annotation, cellular component: plasma membrane. Gene Ontology annotation, molecular function: calcium ion binding.
UAAAUAAAUGGUACCAUUUACCAAAUCUGAAAUGUCAGCCUCCCCAAAACAACUAUUUGCAUAUACCAGGUUCAGUUUCCAGUGAACCUUAUUCUUAUUGUCUUAGAGUAUUUGUUGACAGCUAGGGACAACUAAGACCUCUAGUUUUUCUGGAAACUUCUUGCCCACUAAGUCUAUUACAUAGAAGAGUCAUCCUAACUAUUUUUAGUUGUUUUAUAUAUUGUCUUCAUAACUUAUUUGAAGAUGAGAGAGCAUAACUUAUUUGAAAUUGGGGCUGUAUCUUCAAUAUAUGUUUUUUAUAGCCAUGACAGUUCUAGCCAAUUGUGGUUUACUGUGUUAAGGAAUGAACAGCAACAGCAUCACAUAUCACAAAGAAUGUAACUUAGAAAAGAAAAUAGGAAUUUAGGAGAGAAUAUAAUUUAAAUCCAUCAAUAAACACACAAGGUAGAGCAAUCUUCUGUCUCAACUUACUUGAUUUUGUUUAAAACCUGAGAAUCUGUAGAGUCACUUGGUGGCGCUGCAGGAUAAGAUAGGGUAAUUUUUGUUACAUCAGAAGCCAUUGGCUUCCAUUAACCAGUGGAGCUGAGAGCACUAAAGAAGCAGGAAGGGGAAAAAGAGGCUUUCAAAAGAAAGCUAGGCAGCCAACAAAAGCCUCACAGCGGGAUUAUAAAUCUAUAGAUUACUAAAGGUCCAGGCUGAUUGGGAGGAGCAACUCCUGGAGCUGUUUGAGAUUGAGCUGAAACAUUUCCAAAGAAAGGCGUUUGGCUAAGGAGCCAUGGAGCUGGGAGAGGAGAGCCCUCAGCAUGUAAGGCAAGUGCUGCUUUUCUUUGUUUUCCUGGGAGGGUCUUUGGUGUGUUCAGAGACCAGGCGCUAUUCUGUGGCAGAGGAAACGGAGACCGGAUCCUUUAUAGCCAACGUGGUGAAAGACAUAGGUUCAGGUGUGGAAGACCUGGCUGCGCGGGGGGCUAGGGUCAUCUUUGACGAUUAUAAAUCAUACUUGUGGUUGGAUCCGCAGACUGGCAACUUGCUUUUAAAUGAGGAAUUGGACCGGGAGGCACUUUGCGAUCUCACGGAGCCAUGUAUGUUGCAUUUCCAGGUGUUACUGGAAAAUCCUUUGCAAUUUUUUCAGGCUGAGCUUUGGGUUAAAGACAUAAAUGAUCACACUCCCACAUUCCUAGAUAAAGACAUACUUCUGAGAAUCUCGGAAGGUACUGCUCCAGGAACCGAAUUCCAAAUGGAGAGUGCUCAGGAUUUGGAUGUAGGAAAGAAUGGCGUCCAAAACUACACAUUAAGUCCCAAUCCUCAUUUCCACCUCAAAGUACAAGACAGUGAUGAGGGCAAGAAAUACCCGGAGCUGGUACUGGACCAAUCCCUGGAUCGAGAAAAGGAGCCCGAGAUUAGAUUAACGCUAACAGCCUUGGAUGGUGGGUCUCCGCCCAGGUCUGGAACUGCAGUGGUUCGUGUUUUGGUUUUAGAUAUCAAUGACAAUGCACCGGAGUUUGAAAGGCCUGUCUAUGAGGUUCAGGUACCAGAAAACAGCCCUCUGGACUCCUUAGUCAUCAAGGUGUCUGCUACAGAUUUAGACGCAGGAAUAAAUGGAGAACUAACUUACUCAUUUUCCCACGUCUCCAAAGACACACGGAAAACAUUUGAAAUCCAUCCAACUUCUGGCGAAGUCCACUUAAAAGCGCUUCUGGAUUUUGAGUUAGUUCAGUCUUACACAAUAAAUAUUCAGGCCACUGAUGGUGGGAGUCUCUCAGGAAAAUCAGCAAUUUUGGUUCGGGUUGUAGAUGUGAAUGACAACCCUCCGGAAAUAGUCAUGACAUCUCUUACCAGCCCCAUACCAGAAAAUUCCUCGCCUGAAAUGGUGGUCGCUGUUUUCAGCUUACGAGACCAAGACUCUGGAGAUAACGGGAAGAUGGUUUGCUCAAUUCAGGACAAUCUCCCCUUUCUCUUGAAGCCUACUUUUAAGAACUUCUACACCCUGGUAACAGAACGGCCAUUGGACCGAGAGACCAGUACCGAGUACAACAUCACCAUCACGGUCACCGACUUGGGGACCCCCAGGCUGAAAACCCAGCACAACAUCACCCUGCUGGUCUCCGACGUCAACGACAACGCCCCCGCCUUCACCCAAACCUCCUACACCCUGUUCCUCCGCGAGAACAACAGCCCCGCCCUGCACAUCGGCAGCGUCAGCGCCACAGACAGAGACGCGGGCGCCAACGCCCAGCUCACCUACUCGCUGCUGCCGCCCCACGACCCGCAGCUGCCCCUGGCCUCGCUGGUGUCCAUCAACGCGGACAACGGCCACCUGUUCGCCCUGAGGGCGCUGGACUUCGAGGCGCUGCAGGCGUUCGAGUUCCGCGUGGGCGACGCGGCCAAGCACAGGCUGCUGGUGCUGGUCAAGGACAAUGGCGAGCCCGCGCUGUCUGCCAGCGUCACGCUGCACGUGCUGCUGGUGGAUGGCUUUUCGCAGCCCUACCUGCCGCUGCCCGAAGUGGCGGCCGACCAGGCGCAGGCCGACCCGCUGACCGUGUACCUGGUCAUCGCGUUGGCGUCGGUGUCGUCGCUGUUCCUGUUCUCGGUGCUGGCGUUCAUCGCGGUGCGGCUGUGCAGGCGGAGCAGGGCCGCCUGGGUGGGUGGCUGUUCGGUGCCUGAGGGCCACUUUCCGGGCCACCUGGUGGACAUCAGCGGCACAGGAACCCUGUCCCAGAGCUACCAGUAUGAGGUGUGUCUGACGGGAGGCUCAGGGACCAGUGAAUUCAAGUUCCUUAAACCAGUUAUCCCCAGCCUCCCGCCCCAAAAUCCUGAAAAGGAGGAAAGCCACACCUUUCUCAAUGGCUUUGGGUUCAAUUAGGAAUUCCAUUAUUAUGCAAAACUUGUAGAAAGAGUGCUAUUUCUUUGUAAAAUUUAUUCAUUGUAAUGUAAAAUUAUUUCUUUUGAGUAACCUCACUAAGAGCUCAGAAAUUUCAAUGUCUACUUUCUGCUCUUCUUUAUAUUAACUGGAAAAAAACUGAGGGAGCUAGAAUUUGUUUAGUCUUUCUUCCAAAAUGCAACCUCAAAUAAUUUAUUUACACGAUGGAGCAAAAGUAGGUUUACAGUUAUUCAUAUGGAAAAUAAUACA